Molecule: messenger RNA, 996 nt
Organism: Aphanomyces astaci
Lineage: Eukaryota; Oomycota; Saprolegniomycetes; Saprolegniales; Verrucalvaceae
Exons: 4
Coding region: 1-996 (331 amino acids)
Molecular function (GO): nucleic acid binding
Source: RefSeq, a predicted model, not a curated record
AUGGAGAACCCAGCACCCCAAACGCCACCCAAACGAACGUACAAACGCAUUCCGCUGUCGGCCAAGAAGCGCAUAGUUGAUGCGUUCAAUAACGCGGUGGACUGGAAGCGCGUCGCUCAAGCGAACGGCGUCAACAUCAGCAGCGCACGAAAUUGGCUGCAUCUGGGCUCGUUGACGCCGAAACAACGAGAUCGAUUGGCGCUUGGUUUGGGCAUCGAGGUGUCCACAUCGACUUUGCAUCGUGAACUCGACAAACGCGUGUUCACGUACAAGACGGUUCAUUAUGAACCCUUGCAAAUGAACGACCCACUGUUCAAGCAAAAACGAUUGGAGUACGUGCAAGCCUUUCGCGCGUUGUCCGGUGAAGGGAAAAUCCCCAUCUGGAUUGAUGAAACGAACUUCAACCUAUUCACAUGCCGGACAAAAGUUCGCUCUCGUCGAGGCACACGUGCUGUGGUCGUUCGUGGCGGGACCCAGAAGGGAAAGAACCUGCACGUAAUCGGUGCCAUUUCGACGACAAACUUCUUCUUCUGCACACACAAGCGUGGUGCGUACAAGCAUGCCGACGCCAAUCAAUGGUUGCGCACCAUGCUUCGAGCCGCAAGUGUGCACUACGGAGGCCUGAACGACAUCGUCGUCGUUGCAGACAAUGCACCAUGUCACUCACGCCUAUCAGCGGUGUUCAGUGAACCCGAGUUCCAAGCUGCGACAUUACUGCGCCUUGCGCCUUACUCCCCCAUGUUCAAUCCAAUCGAGAACUUGUCGUCGGAGUUCAAGGCCCACGUGAAAACCUCGCUUCGAGAACGCCUUGCUGCGUUCAUGGGCCCCCCGCCAGACGGGCAAACUCGUGAAGAGUUUCGCAUGCAAUACCUCGAAUUUGUGGCUCAAGAGGUCAUUGAUUCGGUGGAAGUGAACCGCUUGGGGCGUUUUGCGUUGCGCCUGGAUUAUUUCUACGGCCGUGCCGAGCAAUUGGCGGACAUGCAAGUUGGCCUCUAG